Messenger RNA from Hibiscus syriacus, 2466 nucleotides. RefSeq names its product beta-amyrin synthase-like. The transcript has 19 exons. Bases 62 to 2353 code for a protein of 763 amino acids. Gene Ontology annotation, biological process: triterpenoid biosynthetic process. NCBI's taxonomy places the organism in Eukaryota, Viridiplantae, Streptophyta, Magnoliopsida, Malvales, Malvaceae. The record is from RefSeq and is a predicted model, not a curated record. Gene Ontology annotation, molecular function: beta-amyrin synthase activity. Gene Ontology annotation, cellular component: lipid droplet.
CCGAAGGAAAUUCAAUGAACACUUCCGUGAUUGAUAGAAGUGGAAAAAGCAGGAAGCCAAUAUGUGGAAGCUGGAGAUAGCAGAAGGCAAUGGUCCAUGGCUGUUUAGCACCAACAAUUUCAACGGCAGACAGAUUUGGAGAUUCGACAACCAAUCUUCGCCGAAAUCAGAUGAAAAACAAGCCGGAAUCGAAAAGCUCCGGCAAAAUUUCUCCGUACAUCGGCAUCGUGUUAAACCCAGCAGCGACGCGCUCAAGAAUUUUCAGCUGAUUGAAGAAAACAAUGUAGAUCUAAGCAUUGAACCAGUGAGAUUGAAGGAAGACGAAGAGGUAACCGAUGAAAAAAUCGAGAUUGCUUUGAAGAAAGCUGUUCGGUUCCUUUCAGCUACACAAGCUUGUGAUGGACAUUGGCCCUCGGAAAAUUCAGGCCCUUUGUUUUGCUUACCUCCUCUGGUUAUGGUGUUGUACAUUACUGGAACAACUGAUACCGUUCUAUCUUUAGAACACAAAAGGGAGAUUCUUCGUUAUAUUUACAAUCAUCAAAACAUAGAUGGAGGAUGGGGUCUCCAUAUAGAAGGACAUAGCACCAUGAUGAACACGACGCUGAAUUACAUUGCCCUCCGUUUGCUCGGAGAAGGAACAGAAGGUGGCCCAGACGGAGCUGUCGAGAAGGCGAGGAAUUGGAUCCUCGAACACGGAGGCGCAACGAUGAUACCUUCUUGGGGCAAAGCUUAUCUUUCUGUGCUAGGAGUAUAUGAAUGGUCAGGGUGCAAUCCAAUGCCCCCAGAGCUAUGGCUUCUCCCAUCAUAUCUUCCUUUGGGACCAGCGAGGCUAUGGUCUUUCAUGCGCAAUUUUUUUGCACCUUUAUCUUACUUGUAUGGCAAGAAAUUCGUGGGUCCACUCAACAAGCUAAUUGUAUCAUUGAGGGAUGAAAUUUACACUCAACCAUAUGGUAAGAUAGAUUGGAAUAAAGCUCGCCACUUGUGUUCAAAGGAAGACAUGUAUUUGCCAUAUCCCACGGUGCAAAUUCUGCUCUGGGAUACUCUUUAUUACAUUGCUGAGCCGAUUCUAAAUUGUUGGCCCUUCAACAAGUUAAGAGAGAAAGCUCUACAGAUAGCAAUGAAGGUGGUCCACUACGAGGAUGAGAAUACUCGAUAUAUAACCCAAGGAAGUACACAAAAGGUGUUGCAUAUGAUGGCCUGCUGGGCAGAGGAUCCAAAUCCAACCACAAAUUUACUACAAUUUCACCUGGCAAGAGUUCCAGAUUUCUUAUGGUUAGCUGAAGAUGGAAUGAAAAUGCAGUUAAACGGUGGCAGCCAGUUGUGGGAUGCUAUUUUAGCUACUCAAGCGAUUAUCUCAAGUAAUCUAACAGAUGAAUAUGGUUCAACUCUAAGAAAAGCACAUGAGUUCAUAAAAAUGUCACAGAUUCUAGAAAAUCCAUCAGGAGAUUUCGAAAAUAUGCAUCGACAUAUGAGUAAGGGAGCUUGGCCAUUCUCCAUUCCAGAUGAUGGGUGGCAAACCUCAGAUGGCAUUGCUGAAGCUCUCAAGACAAUACUCUUAAUGUCUCGGAUGCCACCAGAAAUUGUAGGUGAAACGAUUGAAGUAGAGCGAUUAUAUGACGCAGUAAAUGUCCUCUUGUCAUUACAGAGCGAAAAUGGUGGUUUUACUGCUUGGGAGCCGGUAAGAGGACCUCAAUGGCUGCAGAGGAUAAAUCCAACAGAACUCUUUGCUGCAGCAGCAAUUGAGCGUGAGUAUGUUGAAUGUACUUCAUCAGCCAUCCAAGCUCUUGUGUUGUUCUCUCAGUUAUAUCCUCAAUACAGAAAGAAAGAAAUCGAAACUUCCGUGGCUAAGGCAGUACAAUAUGUUGAAGGUUCUCAAAUGGAAGACGGUUCUUGGUAUGGCAACUGGGGGAUUUGCUAUACAUAUGGCACAUGUUUUGCUUUAGCAGGGCUAGCGGCCUUCGGUAAGACUUGUCGCAACAGCCAAAUUGUCCGUAAAGCUUGUCAAUUUUUGCUUUCAAAACAGCAAGAUUCUGGUGGAUGGGGAGAAAGCUACUUAACAUGCCCCAAUUUGGAAUAUAGAGAUCUAGCUGAUGAAAACUGCUCACAUCUAGUGCAAACUUCAUGGGCAAUGAUGGGUCUGAUUCAUGCAGGACAGGUUGAGGUUGAUCCACAACCUCUGCAUAAAGCAGCAAGACUAUUGAUCAACUCACAAAUGAAAAGCGGUGAAUUUCCUCAACAGGAACUUUCUGGGGUUUGCUUGAGGACUUGUAUGAUACAUUAUGCUACAUACAGAAAUAUAUUCCCAUUAUGGGCUCUAGGAGAAUAUCGCAGGCAUGUGCUAUCGCCUACAUAAGCGUUUAAGGUUCUCAGAGGAUCUAGUAAUUCUCAGUAGUGCUGACUGUUUCUUAAAUUGAUACUGUUUCCUAAUAAAUUAGUGAACUUUUCAGCUCUAUUGGUGUUGUAUAU